UGUCAAAAGUUGUGACAACUCCCUUGACGUGUCGAAUAUUUGGGUUAACACGAUUACAUAUUUCACUAUUUUAUGCCCUGAUUUACUGUGUAUUUUAAGAGUGGUGUAUGGUGUCAGAAGGCAAAUAGAAGAACUACGAUGGAUUUCUUGAAGAGCGGCUUAAAAACCGUUCUGGGGGCGCCGGAGCCCGGUCAAACUCCGUCGGGUGCAGAAACGGUGGAGCGUCUAGUGGACCGCGUGAACAACUCCACUUUGCUGGAAGACCGGCGGGAUGCGUGCCGCGCGCUGAAGGCCAUGUCGCGCAAGUACCGCGUCGACGUGGGCGCGCAUGGCAUGGACACACUUAAACAGGUUUUAGAGCUAGACCGAGCAGACAACGAGACCAUAAACUACGCCCUAGACACCCUCAACAACGUGAUGUACCCCACACAGUUCGAGGAGGAGGAAGACAACCCUCACGUGCCCAUGAACAUCGGGGAACAGUUCACCGAAAUGUUCAUCAAGGACCACCACAACAUACAACUAGUUCUAGACUUGCUAGACGAGUUCGACUUCAGAGUUAGACUAUCCGCUGUACAGCUGCUGACUUCGCUACUAACUAAUAGACCGAAGGAUAUACAGGAGAUCAUUCUAGUGAAACCGAUGGGGGUAUCCAAAAUGAUGGAUCUACUAGGAGACCCACGGGAAGUGAUCAGAAAUGAGACGCUGCUACUACUUAUUAAGCUUACUAGAGGAAAUGCUAAUAUACAGAAGAUAGUCGCGUUUGAAAAUGCAUUCGACAGACUGUUUGAUAUUGUGUCGACGGAAGGUUUCUCCGACGGAGGGAUUAUUGUAGAAGACUGUUUGUUAUUAAUGUUGAAUCUUUUAAAAAAUAACAGCAGCAACAUUAACUUCUUUAAAGAAGGCAGCUAUAUUCAGAAGAUGUUACCAAUGUUUAACACUCCGGAUGAAUCGGAGGACUACGGCUGGUCCCCGCAGAAGGUUUCAAACGUCCACUGCAUGCUACAAAUAGUUAGGACUUUAGUGUCACCGAGCAAUGCGAUUCAGAUUAUAUCAAAUUGUCAAAAGAUUAUGAAAAACGUUGGGUUGUUAGAUGCUUUAUGCAAUAUUCUGAUGGCGAGUGGUGUGCCAGCGGAUAUACUGACAGAAACUAUAAAUACAGUGGGGGAAGUGAUAAGGGGGGAUGUGGUGAAUCAGGAGUUCGUGGGAAACGUGAUGGCGCCGUCGAAUCCGCCGCGGCCCGCCAUCGUGGUGCUGCUCAUGUCUAUGGUCAAUGAGAAACAGCCGUUUUCUUUAAGAUGUGCCGUGCUAUACUGUUUCCAAUGCUACCUAUACCACAAUGAGAUGUCCCAAGCAAGUUUAGUGCAAACGUUACUGCCUUCCUCCUCCGACGUAUCAAGUCUCACCAGUGGUCAUCUGUUAUGUGGGGGUCUUUUCUCUUCCGAUGUGCUCUCAAACUGGUUCGCGGCCGUGGCGCUCACGCACGCGCUCAUCGAGAACCCGGGCCAGAAGGAGCAACUCCUGCGAGUGUUGUUGGCGACCAACAUCGGGAGUGCACCGGUGUCCUUGUUGCAUCAGUGCACGCUCACCUUGCAGCAGACUACUAAACUGCAGCCCAAGGUUGCCCUUCUAAUGUUGGUCUCGCAAUGGACGGCGCAUUGUCCGGCCGCGGUGAGCGCUUUCCUUAAAGUGCCCGGCGGAGUGGGAUACCUAGUCAACCAAACCUGCUCCAAUGAACAUGACGAAAAUGAAUACUUACUACAAGGUCUCUCAGCAUUCCUCCUAGCCAUUUGCAUACACUUCAACGACGAUUCCGUAGAAAACUACUCCAAAGACUCACUGAAACAGCUCCUAUUAAAGCGGAUAGGCAUCGAAACCUUCACGGCGAAACUGAGCGAAGUGACGAAACACGAGCUUUAUAAUAAGGCGGCGAAACACCCGCAGUUGAGGGUGAAAAUGGCCUCGGAGAUACUUAUCGAUUAUGAGUUCUGUAGGCUGUUUAAGGUGCUGGAAAGUGUAGUGACCCAGAGUCUAACAGUGAAACAAGAGAACGGCACCGCUGAACCAGAGCGCUCAUCCCCCGAUGACGCUACCUUAGAACAGUACAAGAACCUGAUCCGGCAGCAAGAUGCGAGACUACAGCAGCUGAUGCAGCAAGUCGAGGGGCUCAUACAGCAUAAUAACCAGCUACAGAGCGCCCUCAACGACUCAAUAGCCUCAAACUCUCACCUCAAAGACGAGAACACCCUUCUAAAAGCGCAAGUAUCCGCCCACCCAGUGCGAGGCACGUCGGACUUGGAGUACGAAGCCAGGCUCAACCAGCUAACGUUAGAGGUGACCAGGUUAAACGGGGAGCUGGGGAAGGCGCGGGAGGCGGAGGCGAUGGCAGUUCAGGAGUUCGAGAAGACGAAGAAGGAUCAGGAUGACUUGCUCGAGUUGUUGGCGGACCAGGACGCGAAGCUGAAUGAAUACAAAGCGAAGUUAGCGGCUCUAGGGCACCGCGUCGACGCCGAGCCCGCCCACAGCCGAGCGUAG
Cydia amplana is the source of this 2535-nucleotide messenger RNA. RefSeq names its product general vesicular transport factor p115 (gene p115). The record is from RefSeq and is a predicted model, not a curated record. NCBI's taxonomy places the organism in Eukaryota, Metazoa, Arthropoda, Insecta, Lepidoptera, Tortricidae. Gene Ontology annotation, cellular component: endoplasmic reticulum; Golgi stack; Golgi membrane. The coding region runs from base 139 to 2535 and encodes 798 amino acids. The transcript has 11 exons. Gene Ontology annotation, biological process: intracellular protein transport; vesicle fusion with Golgi apparatus; transcytosis.